AUGGUGGCCCAAUGCGACGCUCUCUUCCGCCACAUACCCUUGACAACUGGGUUUGUCCCUGACAACUGGUGGUAUCUGAUGAAUUUUGCCAUUGAAAAGAAGCCAGGCGACUUUCGGCUGACGAAAAUGCGUACGAUUCAGCUCAUGAAUUCUGAAUCCCAAGCGAACUACAAGAAACUGGGCCGCCUGGCCAUGGCAUACGGCGAAGAACAUCACCUCUUGGCCGAUGGACAGUGCGGGUCUAGAAAGCACCAUCAAGCGAUCGACCUUGCCCUUUCUAAACGUCUUGUGUGGGACCUUCUGAUUCUUCAGCGCCGCUCUGCGGGGUGGAUUUCAAAUGACGCAAAGUCGUGUUUUGAUCGGGUUGUCCAUUGGGUUGCGGUGUUAGCUAUGAUGCGCCUGGCGAUUACUUGGAAUGCGUUGCGCAUGAUGUUUGACACUCUCGCAACAUCCACGCACGGAGUGCGGACAGGCUUUGAUGACUCUGAAGAGAGCUUUCAUCCCCCUUCCAUGGUACCAUUUCAGGGUUGCGGCCAGGGCAACGGAGCGGGCCCGCCCAUUUGGGUCUUCGUUAGCUCCGUCAUCAUCCAGAUGAUGACCGCGAUGGGCUUCGGCUUCGAAUGUCUCACCGCGAUUGAUUCUCAACUGAUCACCGCCCAGUGCUUCUGCUUCGUCAACGACACGGAUGUGAUCGAAGCGGGCAAGUCUGUGGAACAAUCUGGCGAGGAUAUAUGCCACUCCGUCCAACAAGCGGCUUCCACGUGGGCUGGAGGCAUUAGCAUUAUUUUGGGAAGUACGUGGUCUGUCCUCCAUACGUAUAGUUUUGUAGUCUGA
This is a messenger RNA of Cylindrotheca closterium, 834 nucleotides long. Lineage: Eukaryota; Bacillariophyta; Bacillariophyceae; Bacillariales; Bacillariaceae. The record is from the annotation of a GenBank genome assembly.